Molecule: messenger RNA, 1800 nt
Organism: Ailuropoda melanoleuca (giant panda)
Lineage: Eukaryota; Metazoa; Chordata; Mammalia; Carnivora; Ursidae
Gene: SHARPIN
Product: SHANK associated RH domain interactor
Exons: 9
Coding region: 526-1728 (400 amino acids)
Biological process (GO): proteasome-mediated ubiquitin-dependent protein catabolic process; positive regulation of canonical NF-kappaB signal transduction; protein linear polyubiquitination
Cellular component (GO): LUBAC complex
Molecular function (GO): ubiquitin-protein transferase activity; ubiquitin binding
Source: RefSeq, a predicted model, not a curated record
UCCCGCCGCCGGGAUCGAGAGCUCGGAUAGCCAUUGGGAGCGUCUCCCGCCAUUCACUCCUAGCGUCCACUUCUACUGGCUGUGGCGCCUGUCCGUCAUUCUUCCAUGACAUGCGAACCCGCCUCCUUCCCUGGCGCUCAUUGGUUGCGGCCUCUUGUUCGUCCCGCCCCUGGUGUCAGCCCGUGUUCCUGGGAGUGGCUGGCGGACUGGCUGACCCACGCGGGGUGGGUGGGCCGGGCAGCCCAACGGGCGGCGGGGGGCGGGCCGGAAGGCGCUUGGGAACGGCGUCCAGCUCCUGCCCGGCGCGACCGGGUGGACACUGACCGCUGGGCUGCAGCCUCCGCCCGCCGAGCCUCUAGGCCGUGUCCAUCCUGAGCAAAGCAGGAGGGACAGACUCGGGCUCCGACGCUCUGGCCACGGCCGGAACCCCAGGCUUGCGGCCCCAGUUUCCGGUCGGCGGAGGCGCUCAGAGGCCCGAGCCCACGGAAGCGGGCUUGGGGGGUCCGGGUCGGGGCCGGACCGGAGAUGGCGCCGCCCUCGGACCCGGCCUCGGCCGCGGUGCUCCUGGCUGUGCACGCCGCGGUGAGGCCACUGGGCGCGGGGCCGGACGCCGAGGCACAAUUGCGGAAGCUGCAGCUGAGCACGGACCCCGAGCGGCCCGGGCGUUUCCGGCUGGAGCUGCUGGGCGCGGGCCCCGGGACGGUCAGUUUGGAGUGGCCUUUGGAGUCAGUUUCCUACACGGUCCGAGGCCCCAGCCAGCAUGAGCUGCAGCCUCCACCGGGAGGGCCUGGGACCCUCAGCCUGCACUUCCUCAACCCCCAGGAAGCUCAGCGGUGGGCAGCGCUAGUCCGAGGUGCCACCAUGGAGGGACAGAAUGGCAGCCUGUCCCAAGCCCUGGGCCCAGAAAUGUGCCCCGUUUCCCCACCCAGUCCCCCUGAAGUGCCCACACUCCAGGCCCCACAACCCAAGGCGGAUCUUUGCUGGAGCCCGGGAAGCUCUGUGGAGAAAGAAGAACUGGUGGGGAACCUGGCCCGGGCCAUUGAGGAUGGGGAUGAGAAGAGGGCAGCCCAAGCAGCAGCCACCCUGGCCCAACAUCACGUGGCCCUCAACGUCCAGCUCCAGGAGGCCUGCUUCCCUCCUGGCCCCAUCAGGCUACAGGUCACAGUUGAAGAUGCUGCAUCCUCUGCCCACGUCUCGCUGCAAGUUCAUCCCCACUGCACCAUUGCGACCCUCCAGGAGCAGGUGUUCUCGGAGUUUGGCUUCCCACCGGCUGUGCAGCGCUGGGUCAUCGGGCGGUGCCUGUGUGUGCCCGAGUGCAGCCUUGCUUCCUAUGGGGUUCGGCGGGAUGGAGAUCCUGCUUUCCUCUACCUGCUCUCAGCCCCUCGAGAAGCCCCAGGACACAGCCCUCAGGGCCCCCAGAAGAUGGAGGGGGAACUAAGUCGCCUGUUUCCUCAGUCACUGGGGCUGCCCAGAGCUCCUCAGCCAGCCAGCUCCAGCCUCCCCAGCCCCCUUCAGCCUGGCUGGUCCUGCCCUUCCUGCACAUUCAUCAAUGCCCCCAGCCGACCUGGUUGUGAGAUGUGCAGCACCCAAAAGCCCUGUACUUGGGACCCCCUUCCUGCAGCCUCCACCGAGCAGCCACCAAAGGUCACACACAAAGAGGAUGGCCCAAUCCCUCCAGGCCCGAGGUCCCUGGACCCCCUCCUGAAACUCUCAGGGGACCUUUGCUGACUGCUUGCUGGGGAUCACACCAGGGCUGUGGAGGGGCCACAAUCUGGAGUCAUUAAAGACACUUCUGAGCCA